AUGGUGGAUUGGCCGAGGUCUAAGAUGGACCAGUUCAGCAAGGAGUUUCAAGCUUUUGCGGGGAGAUUCUCCGCCGUCGCAACCGACAGACUCGAUCGGGUCGACGGGGGCACAUACUUCUCUCGGCUGUAUCAGGUGAGGGAACAGGUGAGGGAACAGACGAACAAUACUACCGACGAGGAGCAGCGUCAGAUUGGCACUCUCCUGGAGGAGCUACAGCUGGCGAUGGAAUCGCCGUUGUUGUUGGCGCCGCCCCAGGGAACAGUCCUCCACACAGGCAUGGCCGAGGGAGAAACCGGUCUGGCCCUGGCCCGUCUCUGCGUCGCGCUCGAAAAGUGCCUCUUUUUUGGCGCGGAGGGGCCGAUGCCUGAUUUCUGGCGGGUGCUUGGCGGCGGCGCAAGUGAAGGUGGUGAUGCUCGUUCUCCGGCCGCCGUUUCUUCUGGCGGUGACCUCGACGGUUUCAACGGCCAAGGAAACAAGGCUGACGUCGGCUCUGGCUCCGAGGAGGGCGGGGACACCGGGGCUCGGGGACUCUUCGGCGUGGACGGGGCGUCCGCGGAGAGCGAGCUGCGGAGAGCGGUGGCAACAGCUGUACAGCUAACAAGAAUUGCGACGGACGGCGCUGCGGUUGGCACGGGCAACGAGGGCCAGGGGGACAGAGCGUUGAACGAUGCAAUGGCAUGUAUACCUCCUUCCGAGGAACAGCUGGUCGACCAUAGCAACGCCAGCCAUAAUACGGACCCCGACAAAGGUGGAGGAGGCGGAGGUGACGGCCCGACGAGUGGCAACACCAAAAGCGCAACAACUGUGCCCUUGGUAGCAGGAGAACGAAUCGCCGUGUCCACUUUCGAGCGCGUCCACGACGCGCCGUCUUUUGCGGGUCCGGGGUCGGCGUCGACCCCACCGUCUCAGUUACCGCUGUGGCUACGUCCCGGUCGACAGGGCGCGUCGGUCGUUGACGAAUUGUGUAGGAUCGUGGUGGAGCUGAGCGGGCGGCUGAAGGAGAGAGGGCUGACUGUCCGACCGUCUCUGGACCACGCCUGGCUCGACCAGGAGAACGUCGCCGCGGCCACCACGUACACGUGGCCGCAGUUUCGCAGGACGAAGCUGCGUUGCUACGUGCGGGGAGCGGGACUCUCGGCGGCCAACGGCGAGUAUUUGCCGGCCGAACGGCCGGACGACGGUGAGGGCGCGAACGUGUAUGGCGGCGACAGCAGUGGCGGUAGUUGUCCGGGGCUGUCGCUGAUUGGGCCCAACGGGUGCAGCAUCUGCUGCCUACCCCACCCUGCUGCUGCCGCUGCUGCGGAGGAGAAGACGGUGAUCCCCGGCGGCGAUAGUGCUGCUGUUGGAGCGGGGGAGCCUGGUCCUACGCGUCGCGAUCGCGGGGCCGCCAACGAGGAGGACGUACGUGCGACACCGCAGGCGGGCCCCCCCACCAUUCCUGCAGAGUCCCCGACCACCACAACACCGGCGCCGGUCGCCCAAGUCUGGCACCUUCUAGUACCCUCCGCCUCUUCGCCCGAACUCGUAUCAAAGAGAAGCGCGUACUACUGUCUGGGCGAUGGACCGUUGCCCCCUUCCCGCGGGUGGAGGUCCGCCGACGCGACCGAAGCGCCCGCCCCCGUCUUGGGGUUUGCGACGCAGGAAGAAGACGACGGAGACGUGGCCGGGGCUGGGAGCAUGCGUAUCGGAAGGGAAAGCCAAACGCAGGUCAAAGGGGAAGAGGAGGCAGCAGACGCCGCCGCCGCGUUGUUCCGUGCGGCUGUGCUACCGCCCAUCGAUGAUGAGCGUAGCGUUGGGGUCGGCGAGGUGGCGGCUGGUGGUGGUUCGACAUCGAGAGGGGUGGGGUUGAGCACGGUAGCGGCCGGGGCAUCCGUCGAAGCUGAAGGCUUGCUUGGCGGCGAGUCAUCAGUCGCCGACACGGCAGCUGCAGGGAGCGGUAGGUUGAAGCGGCGUCGGAAGCGACAGAGGCCCCUGGAGCUCGUGGGAAACGCAGUACUGCGCACCGCUGAACAGGAUUUCAGUGUCUUGGGGGAAGUUGCCGGCUGGGAUCGUGGGGGUGAUCGUGAUGAUGGAGGUGUUAGUCUUCGUGGUCGUGGUGAUUGUGAUGCUAGCGGCGGGCAGGCGCCUGGGGACGGUGUUGCCGGUGCACCGGCUGACUGCGGCGGGGACGAUGAGGCGGUAGCCGCCUUCAAGGGGGAGAGGUGGAGACUGCCGUCGCCGAGUGGGGAACUACGUUCGCGAGUGGAGAAAGCGAGAGAGCUCUUGCUGCGGACAAUGGAGGAACAAAGAUCGAUGCUGGCGAUUCGACGAAGUCAGCUACAGGACCAGGUUACCGUUGCGCAACGGGAGCUCCACGAGGUGAUGCAGGAGUCGACAGAGAUCACGGCGGAGCGGUUGCUCUCGGCGAGACCUGGCCUCCGGGCACAAGCGGAGGCAGAAGUCGCCAUGGCGAGAGCGACAGCCGCCGGCGCCGGCGCCGGCGCCGGCGCUGCCGCUGAGGGGAGCGGCGGCAGCAGCAACCCGAUGGUCCCCUCGCUCGAGGAGCUGGUCGCCGAAAAGGCGGAGGAACUGCGGAUCAGGGCGCAAAACCGAGGCCACGUGGAUGCUUCAGAACGCCUUUCCUUCUCCUCCUCUUCCUCCUCCUCCUCUUCCUCCGGCCACUGGCUGGAAAACGACGACCAAGACCAACAGCCUACGGCGCGAGAUCUGGGCGCGGUUCUACCAGCGGCGGUGACGGCGGACGCGGGGUGGCCGUGGCCGGUGGCGUGGCUGGCGGCUCCGACCGCGCCGCCGCCGCCGCCGCCUAGAGACCCCGAGGACUGGGAGCUGGGUUUGGAAGAGGGCGCGUUCGGCUUUGGUGUCGGCGUCGGCGCCGGGUUUGCCGGCAGCAGCGGCCACGGCGACGACUUUGCUGAGGGGGCGGAGGAUGGAGCCGACCCUCCCGUCCCUUACUCGAUCGAGGUGGCUGCGGUGGAAGUGGUCGACGCGGAACACUUGGACGAGGCGCAUGUUGAGUACGUGCUGCGGCUCGUGUUCCACGAGGUCCAAGAGCAGCAGGGCAAGGAUGCCGUGUCCGAGACACCGGGGUUGCUGGACCGAGGCAACGACAGCAGACGCGGUCGCCGCACGAAGACCACCGCAGUCCAUUCGGACGACGACCGCGGGGCCGCUGAGCUGGUGGCGCUAGCCACCGCGGCGAAGGGCUUGCUCCAGCGCACCCGGGUGCUGAGCAAGAGGCUGAACAGCCUCUGCGCCCUCCACCCCCAGCUGAUGUGGGAGCUGGAAGAAGCCCGGCGGCUGAGGUCGAAGGGGGAAGCGGAGGUCGAGAUCGCGGCGGAAUCCCUCGACUUUCCCGACCCGUUCGAGCUGGGGACUCUCGAGGAAAAAAUCUUGCGAGUACAUUGCGACAAGCUCACUCCCAAUUUCAAGGCCAACUCCCCCACGCGAAAGCUUGCGGCGCGGGUAGGGUCCUACCUGUCAGGCCUGCUUCGCUUCUUGGGCGUGCUCGAGGCGGUAGGGGAGGCGGACGUCCGGUCGCGCAUGUCGCGGGUGCUCCACGACGCGCUCUCCACCUGCGAUCGGGUCGGCCGGAAGAGGCGGCGGGGCGACUUCGCCCUCGGCGUGAGGAUCCGGGACAUCGCCGGAGGAAAGCUGGGGUCCGGGGUUGGCGACGAGGAACGGCUCAGGGUUCAGAAGAGGAGGUGCAUGAGCUGCGGGCGCGCGAUUGCGGCGGAGUUCCUGGGGAUCAAGAAGGAUUACUUCCCUUGUCGGUACGCAGAUGGCCUCUUCUGCCGCAGCUACUGCCACGCCGAAGAUCGUCGGGUCAUCCCCCACCGGGUGGUGCACCACUGGGAUUUCGUCAUGCACCGCGUCUGCAAGGACGCCCGGGUGUUCCUGGACUCUACGCGGUUCCACCCCGUGUUCGACUUGCCGGCCUUGUCCCCCACGUUGUUCACGCAGCAGCAGUCCCUGCGAAUGGUGCGAUCGCGCAGGAAGCAGCUUCAUCUCCUGCGCCGUACAAUAUUCUUUCCGGUGGAGAGCAAGUGCGUCCUCGGUGCUCAAUUGUUUGACAAGCUUCUUGAGGGCAGGGUUCACCUCGCCGUGAACCCUGGCCUGUAUUCCUUAAAGGAUCUCAUGAGCGUCAAAAACGGCGACCUCCUGCACUUCCUCGAAGAGACCAAUGAGGUUCUGGCCGCUCACGUCUUAGGCGGGUGCCAUGUGUGCGAAGGCCGAGCAGCUCGUGUCUGCGAGGUCUGUUACAUUGGCGAACCGGUCUUCCCGUUCCAGAUCGGGACGGUGGCGCGCUGCCCCAGCUGCGAGACCCUGUUUCACGCCAGAUGCGUCGCGGGGAACCCAGCGCAACGGCAGACACAGCAGCAGCAGCAGAGCAAGUCUCCAUCAGCAGCAGGAGGAGCAAGCAGCUCGUCCAAGCGGUAUACCACCGCGCAGCCCGGCGGCGGCAGUCGGAAGUGGAGGUGGCCGGACCACCAAUCGCAGGCUGGCGGGAGCAACAAGAAGGAGCCGGUCGACCAGGACGCGGAGACCGACGACCACGAGUUCGUGUGUCCGAAGUGCAAAUCGGUUGGCGUCUGGGAGGAGGUGAUCGGACAAUGAUCGUGAUUCGCUCGAUCGAGUGGUCCUCCCAAUCUGGUCCCCCAACUGCAGUUUGUGUGCUAUGAUAUGUUGGGCGGCCGGUGUGAAAAGGAAUAAAUCUGCUGCAACAGAAGUGUGCAGAAGAGGCUGCACAUCUACUCAGUGUAGGGACUAUAUGCGUUCUGAAAGCACUAAAUGGGGUUGUCCGUCAAUUGCUGACGAUGCACGUGGACGAGUCCCGCGGAACUCAAGAACUCCCCACCCCCCGGAAGUCAGCCAUACAAGAGACGACUGCGCUGGGCCUACGAGGUGGCUCGUGGCUCCCUGGGCAAGCUAUUAGUUAGCGUGGGCUUGUUGGCGCGUUUAGCAUGCUCAUCUCGGAUGGCGCAACCUGAUUUUUUCUAUGUACAAAAUUUACAGCAUCAGCGCGUCCGUAACCUGCCUGGAGUCGGGAGCUCAGCACUCCCCGAGAGCACCACAGCCGAAACCAAAGCAGAGGGUCUCGCCCACACACGUUCCUAGAGCCUGCCUGAACCUGGUCAGCACUAGACCACUGCUGUCCGUGCAUGUACACAGGCAGGGGCGAAGAAGGCUCCCCGCAGCUAUUUCGAGGUGGGUUAAUUCGAGGCGGGCCAACCCCUACCCGUACAUCACGUCGGUUCGGAGGAGGUACUUCACUCCGGAGGUGACCGCGGCGCCUUCGUGCAGGAGGCAUUGCUGCCCGUGGCCGUGAACGAGGCAUGCCCCCUGUCUCGGCGAAAAACUCGCCGCAACCUUGUCUCCGUAGUUGCCCUUGAAGGGUAACAAACAGGACGAGAGCGAACCGAAAGUUAACGCGCGGAGGACGGCGGAGAGAGGGGAAGGGUUGAGCGGCAGCAACACACACGUUGGAAAUAAGGAACAGGGCACUUG
This is a messenger RNA of Ectocarpus siliculosus, 5508 nucleotides long. The record is from the annotation of a GenBank genome assembly. NCBI's taxonomy places the organism in Eukaryota, Phaeophyceae, Ectocarpales, Ectocarpaceae.